AUGAGCAGUCCUGUACACAAUGAGCCUGAAAAUCUGUACUUACGGUGUGUGUGUGUGUGUGUGUGUGUGUGUGUGUGUGUGUGUGUGUGUGUGUGUGUGUGUGUGUGCAUGUGUGUGUGUAUUUGAUGUUUGCUUGGUUUUGUAAUGUCACUACUAUAUUUUGUAGUAAAUUAUGAUUUCUGCUUCUAUGCCCUCUCAGGAACAGUGCUAGAGGGCUUUCAUUGUCUUCUGAUGUGCCACAGGUAAUGAGCUUUUAAAACGAAAUUUGUGUAGGGAUCACUUGGUCAAAGUUUUGAAAAUAAUUGGUGAUGGGCCACAAAAUUGAAAUUGGUGCACCAAUUUUUAUAGCUGUGUUUUGUUAGUUGUCAUUUAUGUCCUAAGCACUCAUGAGGAGCUGUCUUUAUUUGCUAAAAUAUUUAGCAUAUUUCUACACUUAUAUAUUUCUUCUUUCUUUUCAGACCAAAGUCUUGGAUAAUGACCAUAACAGUGCUGGUCCCUCUGGAUGCCAUGAUGUCAAGAGCUCAUGUUACAGGUGUGUUAUAUCUUAUCUUUAAUGUUAAAUGGUGGACAGAAUAUUUGUGACGCAGCACAACAAAGGUGUUGACUCGGAAAUAAACACAUUUCUGUGCAAAAUAAUAUCUCCAUUUUUCAGAACUUACACCAACCUCUUUGGACCUAUCAUCAUUGAUGAUGAUGAUGAGGAUGAAAUUCCCGUUCCUGACAAAACAAAUGACAUGGCUUCUGAAGACUUUGAGUGAGUCAUAGACAUAAGAAAAUUAACCAGCUCUGUGUUUUCCAUAAAAUUACAUCAUUCAAAAGUGAGAAGUCACUUAAAUGAACACCUCAGACUUUCCCUGCCUGUAACUGCCUGCCUCAGGUCCAGUUGUUAAGAUGUGUGUUUGAGUAGAGUCCAUUGAAAAGAAGUUAUAAAAUUAAAUGUGCUCAUUGUUUCAGAGAGUGACUCAUCAGCAUCUCUUGUACAUAGAUCAACAUUAUAUUUUAGACAAGUAUAUUUUAGAGUGUAAAGUAAGUGUCUCACUUUUUUCUUUUUCUUAAGACCUACAAGUGUGCAGGCAGCGGAAGUAAUUGCAAAUCUGGCACUUGCAAUUGACCACAAGAAAGUCAGCCGGUUCAAUAUAUCAAGAGCUGAUGUGUGGGAUGGAGCUGUGCGCGGAUUUCGACGCGGCACAUACUCCAAAUUCAGCGACAUCUUUGUCAAGGUUACAGAUGACGCCGGUUCCUUUGAAGAGGGGUUGGAUACAGGUGGGUCAAAACGAGAAUUCCUAACACUUCUCAUGACUCACCUCAGAAGUCGCCCCAUCCUUGAUGGACCUCUCGAAAGACGUUAUCUCGUGUACAAUUCCACAGGUGAGUUUAAUAAUAGAACAGAUUGUAUUUUAAAAAUUUUAAGUUUCCAAUUAUUUCAUCAUUUUUUUUUCAAGUGAUGUAGACGAUAAUCGUGCAUAAUAGUUCUCUACCCUCUGUAACAGCUGUCAGGGAAGACAAGUACUUUCUAGCAGGCAAGAUGAUAGUUGUUUCCAUUAUACACGGGGGACCUGUACCACAUUUCCUCUCAAAGGACCUUGUCAAUCACCUACUAGGGAAGACAACUUUCAACGCCACUGUGGAAGAUGUAACAGUCUCAUGGACUGAAUUUGCUAAGGGGUCCCAUGAAAAUUAUUUCAGAAAUUGAGAAUGGACUAUGCUCAAGGUCAUAAGUUAUAUUUAUGUAAAGGGUCAGAUUUCUUAUUAUUUCAAUGAGAAGUAAAGGCAUUUAAUCCUAUUGGUAUAAAAUAAUGACAAACAUUGUCAGGAUUGACUGGCAAGUCUGCAGUUUUUGACUGCUCUGCAGCAGCAUUCAGGCGUGCUGGCUCCUGUUCUGUGCCAUUCUUCCAAGGCCCUGCCUGCAUCAGAAAUGGAAAGCCUCUUCCGCCCAGACCGCAGCCCAAGAGGCAGCAACAGGUGGCAAAAGGAGAACCAAACAAUGGGAUUUUGGGCUGACUUUCUUCUGGAUUGCGAAGGUUUGUCAAGGCUUUGUUAGAUGUUAACCAAUACCAGUGUCCAUUUUUUAUUAGAUUAUAUUGUAUUUGUCUUAAGGGGGAAAUGCCAGCAGUUCGACUGUGGUGGUGUAUUCAGCUGAUGGAGAGAUUCUGCACAGAAGGGUAUGGCUGGUACUAUAGACAAACUGGCACUAACAUGGUCCAACCUGGUAUUAUUUGCACUUUUGGCUCAGGCAGGCAAAAGAUCAGGUCAGACUGAACAGAACAGUAGUAUACAAGCAAAGUUCAUGAACACUGACAUUACUUUUUUAAAGGCAUGGACAUAGAUUUGCCUUCUGGACUGAGGAAGCAUCCCUUCUCCUCCAAGGAGCUCUCCAGCCUGUCUUCAGGGUGCCAAAGGCAACCUCCUCCAAGCCUUUGCCAAGUCCAGUGAGACAGGUGAAGAGGACUACAAUGAGGUAACCAUUUGUAAAAUUUAACCACAUGAUGUUGAUGAUGGGACUGUUCAUCACUAUAGAAGUUACUUACAUGGUAAUAAUGUUCAUCUCCAUGUAAUGUGAUAAUCAUGUUUUUCUUUAAAGGUUGAGGCUGAGGCUGACAGGUGCUUCUUAGUGGAGGUAAUAUUUUUAUUUAUCUUUUUCCUUAAAUUGUGGACAUAACAGAAUGAGUAAUUACGGUCACAGGCAGCUCCAUCAGGGCAGAGGGAGGCACUAUUGUGCAGUGAGUGAACUAAUUGUCAUGAAAAACAUUAUUCAAUAUAUUUUCCAUUUUCAGUGUGUUUAUUUCUGCAACCUAAUUUACAAAUUUUGUAUUUUUAUCAUCAUCGACUCAUCUAUAUUUUACAGUUGCCAGCAUGCAUCUUGGUGGACAUAUUAGAAGAAGUUGUACUCCAUGAAGGUGAUGGAGCAAUCUUCAAACUGGCUCUGGUGUGCUCCACAUUUAGAGACAUUGGGCUCUAUUUUGGUGCCUCGCCGGAGACGUGCCGCAAGCGCAGCGUCAGUCAGAUCCGCCGCGCUGACAAGGCGUUCCCAAGCACAUUUUGGUAUUUUGGUGAGCCGCGCAGCCCAGCGUAAGUAUCCCCCCUCCCUAACUCAGCUCCUCCCAGCACCAUAAGUCGUAGACGGGGCGUGUAGUUGGUUUAACACAGCCGAGACCUGUUUUCACCAAUCACAUAGGCUCCUCUCCUUGCCUUUAAAUCCGCCACAGGUGAGGCGUAUUACUAUUUUCAUGGAGUAGUCAAAGAGAUCAAGAGAUGUCUUAAGACAGUAAUGCCACAAGAUGGCGACAGAGGGCAGCUCCUCAACAAGUGUCCUCCACACUCUCUCAUAUGAGCACAGAUGGAUUUAGUGCGCGUAAUGUUGGACCCACUGGUAAGACAAACACCCGUUUCCACAAAUAAAGACACUCACAUAAAGUUGCUCAUAUUCAAACCUCACGUGACAAAGGUGGGUUGAGCGCACAGAUCACAACAUAAACUCCAAAAAUGGCAUUAAAAUCGGAACCAUCUGUGCGUAAAUGACCCAUCGCGCUCCGUGGCCUGGCUCUUUCUUUCAUAGAUGUUGGCAUAUAAAAUAAAUUUGCCUCACAAAACUGAAUAUUAUAAUAUCCGUAUGUCGGCUUAAAGUAGAUAACGCAUCUGAGCACUGAAACAAAUCAUCUGUUCAGCUGCAGCAGCAGCAAGACGGACAGAGGACACGGAGACGUGUCCAGGUCGAGCUGUGCGAGAAAUAAGAGGAAGAGGAAGAAAGAAAAGGAGGGAGACACAUUACAUAUCUUGUUAACUUCAUCAUGUGUGUAUAUUUACUAGAUAUUUAAUUUAAUUUGAUGCGGUUUCAGCUGUGUUGAUUCGGUCAGGUUGUGUGUCCAAACGCGUGCCAAACGCGCUCAUCAGAUCAGAUAUAGAUCAGAAUAUAUCGAUAUAGAUCUAAAUGUAUGUGCUGACUCUGAUUAAUAGUUGAUGAUGAUUAUUUAUUGCACUGAAAUGUGCCUGACACUGUGGAAACCUGCCGGUGAGGCAUCAGUGACGUAUGUCGAUACGCCGCCGGUCUACCAAAAUACUACAAGACCAGCUGCGUUCCGCCUUGCGCUGAAAGCUGACCAGGUUUGAAUCGGCGAGCUUUCAGCGCACUUUACACGCCGUUGGCGAGCACGAAAAUGUCACUGCGCCAGCUGAUUCUGUCGAAACCUCCCCCUGCCACGCCACCACGCCCAGCUUGGCGGAUCUCGGCUCGCCUCCGUGCGGCUCAUGCCACGAAAAUGCCAAACUGGCCUUACGCUGGGCUCCGCCAGACGAAAAUACAACUGCGCGGGGCUCGCCGCCCUCCGCCGCCUCACCGGCGCGCACGAAAAUAGAGCCCAUUGUGUGCACUGAAUAUUUAAGAAGGCGAGCACACUCUAAGUGGCUUCACAGUAAGUAAUUCAUUAAAUGAUGCAAUGAUAUAUAAAAUUAUAGAGAGGAGUUCUGAAAUAUGUACACCAUUGAAAUCUGCCAUGAGUGUGGAGAGCAAUAUAAUGGCCAUGAGGUAUGCUAUACUGUAUAAUGUUAUAUUAGUGUCAUUAUAGACACUAGAAAAUACUAACAAUGCACAGACAUCAUGAAACCAUAUCACCUAAAGGCCAUUCUUCUCUCUGUUUGAUCUUUUUUUUUUACAGGAUAUGUUGGGAGAAGGAAAAGGAGAGAAGUUCCAGCAUUUUACUCGGAGGAGAUGCACCUAG
This is a messenger RNA of Xyrichtys novacula (pearly razorfish), 4715 nucleotides long. The record is from the annotation of a GenBank genome assembly. Lineage: Eukaryota; Metazoa; Chordata; Actinopteri; Labriformes; Labridae.